AUGAGCAUCCAACUACCUCCCCCAACACACCGCCAGCGCGUCCUGCCGCAAGGCGAACUUGAAGCCGCGUCGACCCUGAAGCUGGGAGCGGACCAACACACGCACACACUCUCCCUAUCCGAAGCCCGACUAGUCAUUCACAAGGUGUUGGAGAACAAGCGACGCGGUGGAAAUAAAUACGAGGAGCCGGAGAAUCUGACCAAGACUCUGGACUACUUGGAUGUGUUUGCCCGAUUCAAGGAUGAAGAGAACAUUAAGGCCGUGGAGCGAUUGUUGAACUCGCAUACGGAGCUGGAGAUGUUUGAGCGGUCACAGCUGGGAAGUCUGUGCUGUGAUAAUGCGGAGGAAGCCAAGUCCCUGAUCCCCAGUCUUCAGAACAAGAUCUCGGAUGCGGACUUGCAAGAGUUGCUGGAUGAGUUGACCAAGUUGCGCAACUUUACUGAGUAA
This is a messenger RNA of Penicillium verhagenii, 447 nucleotides long. Its product is annotated as DNA-directed RNA polymerase II subunit RPB4. The transcript is spliced from 3 exons. Gene Ontology annotation, cellular component: RNA polymerase II, core complex; P-body. The record is from RefSeq and is a predicted model, not a curated record. Bases 1 to 447 code for a protein of 148 amino acids. Gene Ontology annotation, molecular function: translation initiation factor binding; nucleotide binding. Lineage: Eukaryota; Fungi; Ascomycota; Eurotiomycetes; Eurotiales; Aspergillaceae. Gene Ontology annotation, biological process: mRNA export from nucleus in response to heat stress; nuclear-transcribed mRNA catabolic process, deadenylation-dependent decay; transcription initiation at RNA polymerase II promoter.